Molecule: messenger RNA, 1473 nt
Organism: Stylonychia lemnae
Lineage: Eukaryota; Ciliophora; Spirotrichea; Sporadotrichida; Oxytrichidae
Source: the annotation of a GenBank genome assembly
AUGGAACCUAAUUUCUACAAUUAGAAUAAUCACUCUCCCUCUCCAUUUAGAAGUAAGCAUAAAUCUAACUUGCUCGUUAAUAACCACUACAUACCUGCAAAACCUUAAUAGUAAUAAUCUGUGUAUUCAAUGCUCUAAAAGAAGAGAACUAUGGGAGGAGGUGGAUUUACUUCUUAAGGUAAUAGAUAGGCUCUUAAUAAAACCUCAAAACCUAUUGGACAGAGUGCUUUACUCAAUCAUACAAACAUGUAUAAAAGCUCGCCUGACAAAAAAUCUUAAAAUUCCCCAGAAGAUUAGGAGGAAAAAAAGGAAAGUAGAUACAGCAGUAAUGCUCUUUCUUAAUUCAGUAUGAUUGAUGGGAAAAAUAGUGUUCUCUCAGAUAUUAAACAAAAAAAGGAAAUCAUCUAUUGUAAACCUGGUGUGAAGAUAGGUUAAGGGAAAUAUCAUGCAAUAGAGUUGAUUAUCUACCAAAAUGAUCUAUAUGCUCUCAAGAAAAUUCCUAAGUCCUCAAUUGAUAAGGCUAAAAGAAUCGAACAUCUUAAAAAUGAAAAGAAUAUAAACUACUUGCUAAAAGACUAAUUCAGAUCAAGUAGUGUUAAAUGGUUUGUAAGCCUAGAGGAGACCUUUGUUGAUGCUGACUCAAUAAAUUUUAUUUUUGAAUAUCUACCAGGCGCAGACUUAUUCUGGGUUAUUUAAAAUGAAAUGAACCUCUUUCUGGGAAAAUAAAAGUAAACUGGUUAAUCAAGAGAGUGGAUAAAGUUUUAUGCAGCAGAAAUAUUAAUAGCAUUAGAAAUCUUGCACAAAUAGAACAUAAUAUAUAGAGAUUUAAAGCCUGAGAAUGUAAUGGUAGACAAAGAUGGACACAUCAAAUUAAUAGAUUUUGGUUUUGCUAAACGACUCAGUUCUUCAUCAAAGCAUAGGACUAACACAAACUGUGGUACUUUAGGGUAUUCAGCUCCGGAAGUUAUAAUGGGAACCAACUAAGGUUAUUCCUUUCCAUCUGACAUAUGGUCAUUUGGUAUUUUAUUAUGUGAGUUAAUUCAAGGAUCCCUUCCUUUUGAAAAUAAAGAAGAUCCACAGAUGAUUGAAUAGUAAACUAUGAAAGGAGAAUUUGUAAUGCCUCGUGAAGCAGAUUCAACUGCAAGGGAUUUAAUCACCUAGAUCCUUGUAUUGGAACCCAACCUUAGAUUAUCAAUAGAUGAGAUUAAAGCUCAUAAAUAUUUUGCAGAAUAUGAUUGGAAAAAGGUAACUGAGAAACAACUUUCAAAUAUACCUUAUAAGCCAAACCCUCUUAAAUAUAAAUAUCUUCUUCAAAACAAGUAUCCUCCGAUUAGUAGUGUAACUGGAGUGAUGAAUAAUGAUGAGGGUGAAGGAUAGAAUCAGCCUAUUCCAGCUAAAAUAGAUAGUCCUAAGAAAAAUCUCCUAGGAGAUUUUACUCUAUAUAAGAUCAAUAAAGAAUUUGAAAACUUUUGA